Messenger RNA from Notodromas monacha, 1450 nucleotides. The record is from the annotation of a GenBank genome assembly. Lineage: Eukaryota; Metazoa; Arthropoda; Ostracoda; Podocopida; Cyprididae.
CAGCAGAACUCAUGAGGAUAUUUUGCCAAGAUGAUGACGAAUGCAAUGUAGUUUUGCGAUCACGAAUUCGACCCAGGGAAAACCCUGACAAGAUUUUUGGUGCACACAAUGACAAAAUUUGCUGAAAUUCAUCCCUAUUUGUUAUUAGCUGUGUGGGCUAUUUAUUCACGCCUCGACCUACUUCCAGGAAGUAGUUCACAUACGACUUUGACCCAGUUUUAAUUGAUCCCGUACAUUAUUCUUUGUUCAUUGGCUCUGCACUGGAAACAUGCAGAAUUGGACGACAAGUACUGAGAUUGCUGGAAAUGCAAUAGACGGUUUGAUGGACCCUAGAAAGUUUGAUGGACCCUCAGCAGCAACUCCUUCCGUCCAUGCCAACGAACUGUUCAGUAAAAAUAGCAAGGAAGCACGUGCUUUGGCAUUCAUCAAGAUUUUCCAGAGCCAUGAAUAUGGACCCGAAGGUGUUGCUGACUUUGACUCAGACCAAGUGGCAACCUUGGCCAAGAAAUACCCCAGGGGAGUCCCCUCCAUGACACAGUUGAUCCGGUCGGAGGACCAGAAAUUGGACUGGCCCAAGUUGCUUGCCAACUGGCCAGUGAAUAACUUGGAUGUGCAUGGGUAUGCACCAUUGCAUUAUGCGACUGCAGAGGGAAGACUGGAUUUAGUUGAAAUGUUAUUAACCCAUGGAGCAAAUGUGAAUGCUCGGGCGCGGUCCGGCGCCACGCCGCUCGGUCUGGCGUUGGCCCACCGCCACCUGAAAGUCGUGUCGACGCUGGUGCAGCGAGGCGCCAGUGCCACCGGCGCCCUGGACCACUGCGGCAUGACGGCAUUACAGCGAGCCGUGUCACUCAGACUGCCGAAUGUCGUCCGAUUGCUGCUCAACGCCGCCGGCGCGGACGCCAACGAGCCAGACCGCUUCGGGAUGCUUGCUGUGCAUCGGGCGGCGGCGGGACACCUAGUGGCGACACUGGACGUGCUCAUCACGAACGGCGCCGCUCGCGUCAACCCGCGCACCAGGAUUCCCAUGACGGCGGAGAUGACGCCACUGCAUCUGGCCUAUGACGACGUGGCCACGCUCAGAUUUCUGUUGGAAAAUGGAGCCAAUGCAACAGCGACGGACGCAGCCGGAAGAAGUACCAGGUCCUUAAUCAAUUACGCAUUGAACAAGUUUGGGGAAUCUACUGACCAUUUGAGGAAGGCAGCAUUGAAAUCCUGCUGGGCAUUGAUCAUUUUACAUCCGAGUUACAAACCAUUGCUGGAGUCAUUUAGAAGACGCACUGACAAACUUCGACGUUUGCGACGACUGAGAGAAAAUGUUGAGCGUGUCACCCACAGUGCGUCGUCCUCGACCUUGGCAGUCACUAAUUCUAACAUGCAACUAGAGAGACAAGAACUGCCAUCUGGCGGCUGGAUGGCGUCUGUUCUUGGCAGUGGCGGUCGAACUUCUGCA